GCUGUCAUCACAUAUAGAAGAUCGGAGAAGACUCGACAUGGAACUCAUCCCAGGCUUCUGCAUCUGCGUCCUUCUAUCUCUUACAUUAGCUCCGGCCUCUGCAACAGAACUGACCAGUAAUGCCACAGGAUGGGUCUGGGAAGGUGGAGCGGUGUCUCUGUACUGUUCAACCCAACUUACCAAUGCCUCAUUUAUCUGGCACGUGGAUGGAGAUUUAUUACCCGGAGGUGAUCAAUACCAUAUUUUCGUUGACCCCUUGGGACCAAAUUCUACUCUGACCAUCAGCCCUGUCUUCAGAAAUAACACUGGAUCCUAUACCUGUUUUGCCUAUAAUUCAACAUUGAACGAGACCAGCAAUGCCCUGAACUUGAGCGUGGCCACUCCGGCCUCUCCAACAGAACUGACCAGUAAUGUCACAGGAUGGGUCUGGGAAGGUGGAGCGGUGUCUCUGUACUGUUCAACCCAACUUACCAAUGCCUCAUUUAUCUGGCACGUGGAUGGAGAUUUAUUACCCGGAGGUGAUCAAUACCAUAUUUUCGUUGACCCCUUGGGACCAAAUUCUACUCUGACCAUCAGCCCUGUCUUCAGAAAUAACACUGGAUCCUAUACCUGUUUUGCCUAUAAUUCAACAUUGAACGAGACCAGCAAUGCCCUGAACUUGAGCGUGGCCAAACCCCCUAGUAAUCCAAGUAUUUAUUGUAGGUCAGAUGGUUACACGGAGCAAGUGUUAUUAGGCUGCUUCUGGGCAGGAGGGCAACCUUCAGCUGACGUUAAACUGUCAUUUAAUGGCACAGUCAAAGAGGGAAAGGAUGAAGUCACCUGGACUGUGUCUCUGGAUUAUGAGGUCCGACAACCAGAGCUCGUCUGUCAAGGAGAUCAAUUGGGGAAGACAUCGGAGUGCAAGAUCGUUUUUGAACGUCCACUGUCUUCAAGUCACAACAACAAUGCAGUAACUUCAGUGACGGAAGGAGAAAAUCCAAAACUGAUAGUGACCUUGAACACUCCAAACUCCCUCAAUCCUACCUUCAGCUGGUUCCAUCUUAAUCCAGACCCUGUAGCUAUCACAAGUGGUGGAAAAUUUAAAGUAGAAUCCGGUGACUCUCAGUCGUCACUUCUCAUCUCCAAUGUGGCUCAGAGUGAGAACGGGACCUACGAAUGCCGAGCCAGGAAUAUCAUUGGAAGUACGACCUUCAAACUCAAUCUCGAAGUCAAAUCACAAGAGUCCUCGGGUUCAAGCAGGCUGAGCAGAGGAGCGAUAGCCGGCAUUGUGAUUGGUGUAGUAGCUGGAGUGGCCCUUAUCGUGGUCGUUGGGUACUUUCUUGUAAAGAAAGUGUUCUAAUAGAUCAGCACCGACCACCAUCGUUGGUCCAAACACAGAAAUCUAUGCGAUAUGUUACAAGGGAUCCUUGGAGAACCGGACACGAAACUGAUCUCUGGUUGUCUUUCUCAAACUAUAAUGCAAAUUACCAGUUUUAUGUAAUGGUAGCA
Messenger RNA from Rana temporaria (common frog), 1488 nucleotides. It is a transcript of the gene CEACAM1, whose product is annotated as CEA cell adhesion molecule 1. The coding region runs from base 38 to 1339 and encodes 433 amino acids. The record is from RefSeq and is a predicted model, not a curated record. NCBI's taxonomy places the organism in Eukaryota, Metazoa, Chordata, Amphibia, Anura, Ranidae. The transcript has 7 exons.